AUGAGCCGGCAGUGCUACACCUCGGGCUCCAUCCUGGGACGACGAGGCUUCUCCUCGGCCUCCGCCGUCUGCGGCCUGGGCAGGCCCAGCAGCAGCUCGGCCUCGGUGUGCCAGCCCGCGGGCCGGCGGUGCGGGCUCGGCGGCUUCAGCAGCCGCAGCGUGUGCGACCUGGGCCGCGGCCAGAGGAUUUCCUUCGGGGGCAGCUGCCGCGGCGCGGCCUACGGCGCGGCCUACGGCGGGCCCGGCGCCGGGCGCUGCGGCGUCGCCUACGGCGGGGGCCGCUUCGGCGCCGUCCUGGGCUUCGGGAACUGUGCGAGCUUCGGGGGCCUGGGCAGCUACAGAGGCCUGGGCGACGGCGUGGCCGUGGGGGGCUACGGCGCGGGCCUCGGCGGAGCGCGGUCCGAGGGCAUCCGCGGCGUCAGCAUCCACCCCGAGCUGCUCAAGCCGCUCUGCGUGGGCGUGGACCCCGAGGAGUGCCAGGUGCGCACCCACGAGAAGGAGCAGAUCAAGAACCUCAACAACCAGUUCGCCUGUUUCAUCGACAAGGUGCGGCUGCUGGAGCAGCAGAACAAGGUGCUGACCACCAAGUGGGAGCUGCUGCAGCAGUAUGUGCUCCCAGCAUCCCGCAGAAACCUGGAGCCUGUGUUUGAGAACUUCAUCUGCAACCUGAGGAAGCAGCUGGAGUGUGUGAUGGGGGAGCGUGAGCGGCUGGAGAACGAGGAGCGCUGCCUGCGGGACCUGGUGCAGGAGUUCAAGUGCAAGUACGAAGAUGAGAUCAACAAGCGCACGGCAGCGGAGAACGAGUUCGUGGUGCUCAAGAAGGAUGUGGAUUGUCUCUACCUGACCAAGGAGGAGCUGGAGGUGAGGGUGGGUCUCCUGCGGCAGCAGCUGGAGUUCCUCAAGUGCAUCUACGCCGAGGAGAGGGCUCAGCUGGACUGUCAGCUGUGUGACACCUCUGUCAUCGUGCAAAUGGACAACAGCCGGGACCUGGACAUGGAGGGCAUCAUCAAAAGUGUGGAGUGCUGCUAUGAGGAGAUUGCCCAGAAGAGCAAGGCCGAGGUGGAGGCUUUCUACCAAACCAGGCUGGAGGAGCUCCACAGCAGCCGGGGCAAGUUCUGUGAUGACCUAAGGAACAACCAGAGCGAGAUUGCUGAGCUCAACAGGAUGAUCCAGAAGCUGCAGUGUGAAUCAGACAAUGUGAAGAAACAGAUCUCAGCCCUGCAGACUGCCAUCUGUGACGCCGAGCGGGGAGACUGUGCCCUCAAGGACGCCCGGCAGAAGCUGGUUGACCUGCAGACAGCUCUGCAGCAGGCCAAGGACAAGAUGGCCUGUCUGCUCAGGGACUACCAGGAGCUGCUCAACGUCAAGCUGGCCCUGGACAUUGAGAUUGCCACUUACAGGACGCUGCUGGAGGGAGAGGAGAGCAGGAUAUGCACCGGCAACCCUGUGAGCGUAGCCGUGGUCAGCGGCGGGGGCACGGUGGGCGAGUGCCGCUCGCUGUCCGGCAUCGGAGGCAAGUGCGGCGUCAAGAGCGGCGGGGCCGGCGCGGGGCUGGGCUUGGUGUCGUCCUUCGGCGGCGCCUUCAGCGCCCGCAGCGCGGACUGCGCGCCCAAGGGCGUUGCGGGGUUCGGGGCGCGCAGCGCCGCGGGCUGCGCGGGCAGGGAGGUGCUGGGCGGCGUGGAGGCGGUGCAGUGCGGCCCGGGCAUGGCCGGCGUCCUGGGCGGCGUGGUGUGCGCGGGCGUGGAGCCGUGCGGGCCCGGCGCCGUGCUGCUGCCCGCGGCUCCGGGGGUGUGCGGGAGCCGCUUCGGCACCGUGCGCGUGGUCAGGACGAGCCGGUAG
Molecule: messenger RNA, 1839 nt
Organism: Oenanthe melanoleuca
Lineage: Eukaryota; Metazoa; Chordata; Aves; Passeriformes; Muscicapidae
Product: keratin, type II cytoskeletal 4-like
Biological process (GO): intermediate filament organization; keratinization
Cellular component (GO): keratin filament
Molecular function (GO): structural constituent of skin epidermis
Source: RefSeq, a predicted model, not a curated record